Messenger RNA from Salpingoeca rosetta, 684 nucleotides. RefSeq lists its product as uncharacterized. The coding region runs from base 1 to 684 and encodes 227 amino acids. Lineage: Eukaryota; Choanoflagellata; Craspedida; Salpingoecidae. The record is from RefSeq and is a predicted model, not a curated record. The transcript is spliced from 3 exons.
AUGACAUCGCCUGGUCAACAAGCUGCCGUUGGAAGGUUUGUCUGGGAUGGCUUCCACAACAACACCGUGGGAAAUGAGAAGCGCGACCACCGUCGCAGCGACGGCUAUCGCUACUGCCUGCCGCUUUCGCAGGAUCGGCGCACUGGCCGUGUGCUCGGCAUCAUGCUCACCACCACAAAGCCCAGCGUCAUCGAAAACCGAAAGCGCAGGCCACUGCCCUCCGUACCGGUGACACGCGAGCAGGAUGGUGCGCCAAAGGAUUGCUUUGCAGAUGUCAUCCACAUCCGUACAGGUGACCUGCAAAGCUGGCGUCCCAAAGCCCCCGUGCGCGCGUCUGUGCUGCAAGCCGCUCGCGAUGAGGCGUGGAAGAUGGUCGCUCGGCUCCACGACACAUCCACCACAGACCACUGCUGGCGCCUUGUCGUUGACACGGAGGCAGCUGGGAAAGGCAGGCUUCAUCACCGCUACGUUGUUGUCUCAAACGAGAGGCUGCACAAGUUUGGUUUCCUGUGGGUCAUGCCAUGGGAUGAUGAGCGCCAGGCCGUCAUCCCCGAGUUUUAUCACUUUGAAACCAAAAGCCGAAAGCUCAGCUUUGGUGCCAUGCGCAAGGUCGACGGACGGCAGCGCUUAGCGGUUCAUCGAACCCUGCAGAGCAUGUUUGGCAUGACACGCGCGCGUGCGUGA